CCCCACCAUCCCCUCCACCCCCGCACCAUGAAGCUCUCUCUCGCAUUCGUCACCGCCCUCGCCGCUGCUGCCGGCGUCGAGGCCGGCGUGCACAAGGCCAAGCUGUCCAAGCACCCGCUCGCCAGCGGCACGACGCUCGACUCGCUGCGCGCCCAGGCCGCCGUGCUGCAGCACAAGUACUCGGCCGCCGGCCAGCGCGGCCAGUCGCCGUUCGUCGCGCCCGGCGUCGGCAAGCAUGCCGGCGACAACCAGGAGGCCGACUUUGGCAUCCUGCCGCACGACGCCUCCGAGGACCGCAGUGCCUGGCUGGCCGAGGCCAAGAAGGGCCACGGCGUGCCGCUGAGCGACUUCAUGAACGCCCAGUACUUUGCCGACAUCACGCUCGGCACGCCGCCGCAGUCGUUCAAGGUCAUCCUCGACACGGGCUCGAGCAACCUGUGGGUGCCGUCGACCAAGUGCUCGUCGAUUGCGUGCUUCCUGCACACCAAGUACGACAACUCGGCGUCGUCGACGUACAAGAAGAACGGCACCGAGUUCAAGAUCCAGUACGGCUCGGGCGCCAUGGAGGGCUACGUCAGCAACGACGUGCUGACCAUCGGCGACCUCAAGAUCAAGGGCCAGGACUUUGCCGAGGCCACCUCGGAGCCCGGCCUUGCGUUCGCGUUUGGCAAGUUUGACGGUAUCCUCGGCCUCGCCUACGACACGAUCAGUGUCAACGGCAUCGUGCCGCCCUUCUACCAGAUGGUCAACCAGGGCCUGCUCGACGCGCCCGUGUUCGGCUUCUACCUCGGCUCGUCCGAGGAGGACGGCGGCAUGGCCACGUUCGGCGGCAUCGACGAGAGCCACUACGAGGGCAAGAUUGUGUACGCGCCGCUGCGCCGCAAGGCCUACUGGGAGGUCGCCCUCGACUCCGUGUUCCUCGGCGACGACGAGCUUGAGCUCGAGAACACUGGCGCUGCCAUCGACACCGGCACCUCGCUCAUUGCGCUGCCGUCGGACAUGGCCGAGCUGAUCAACAAGGAGCUCGGCGCCAAGAAGGGCUGGAACGGCUCGUAUUCGGUCGAGUGCGAGAAGCUCGACAGCAUGCCCGACUUCACCUUCAAGCUCGACGGCAAGAAGUACACGCUCACGCCGCAGGACUACAUUCUGCAGGUGCAGGGCAGCUGCAUCUCGCCCUUCACCGGCCUUGACAUCCCGCCGCCGGCCGGCCCGCUCUGGAUCGUCGGCGACGUCUUCCUGCGGAAGUACUACACCGUCUACGACCUCGGCCGCAACGCUGUGGGCUUCGCCAAGGCGCGCCAGUAAGCGCUCCUGACCGCACACUGGCCCAUGGCCAGGCGCAACGUCGCGGCCUGCUGCGCGCCGCGCUCUGACCGGGCCCUCUCUGCUCUCAUCGGCUAUUCUUCUCGUGUCUCUCGGCUCUCUCUCCUGCAUCUGUCCCGCGCGUAGCACCCACUCCCUCCCCCGAAUCGUCAACUACCACGAAUGAAUACACCCUGUGCACUCGAGACGCGCGGCGCAUGUGUGGAC
This is a messenger RNA of Tilletiopsis washingtonensis, 1530 nucleotides long. Its product is annotated as Asp-domain-containing protein. NCBI's taxonomy places the organism in Eukaryota, Fungi, Basidiomycota, Exobasidiomycetes, Entylomatales. Gene Ontology annotation, cellular component: fungal-type vacuole. Gene Ontology annotation, biological process: proteolysis. The record is from RefSeq and is a predicted model, not a curated record. Gene Ontology annotation, molecular function: aspartic-type endopeptidase activity. The transcript is spliced from 7 exons. Bases 28 to 1305 code for a protein of 425 amino acids.